CAGCGCGCCGGGGCUGGGACCGGCCUGGCCGAGCGCGCCGGCGCCGCGACCGCAGACAAAGGCGCCGCUCGCGCCCGGGCCGCCGCGCCUCGGGCUCUGCUUUGGGGGAGCGCUGCACACAACAGGAGGGGCGGCUGGGCAGUGCAGAGCCUGGAAUCCCCUGAGCAAGCAGUGUUUCAGCUGGCUGGACAGAUCAAAUAACACUUGAGCUGGUUAACAAAGGACACGCAAGUGGAAAGGUGUUGGAAGCUGGAGUGUGGAAAUUUACCCAACGUUAUUUCUUUGACAGGAAAGGAGACAUGGUCUGAAAGAUGCCGCAUUCCUGCAGCCUCUCUGAGUCCAGCAGCACACAGUCCUUUGCAAGGUGGCUUGGAGGAGGGGGUGACGGAGGUUGCUGCCCCAUCUGAAGCCUCUGGAGGAUCCUGUCGUGGCAGCUGAGUGCCCCUCAGCUUCGGCACCUCAGGUGUAACUUGGUGUGGAGCUCAAGAAAGGUGGUUGGGUUUCUCCGGCUUUCUUCACCAAUGCUCAUCAGCCUGGUUCGGGUUGCACAAUCUAAGGGGAGCCAGCAGAAGUAGAAAGAAGCCCCUGAAGCCUCCAGAAUCCAUUGCUGGGAUCCCUUCUUCCUGCUCAGGACACAGAAUAGCUACCAAGCUGCUGGAAGCUGUGACAAAACCGAGCUUUGGCCCAUCAGAAGUCAAGAAGCACAGCUCAGCAACGCUCUGCAUUUCACCCGGAAGGAACAUCUUUUAACAAAAAUUUAAAGAGGAGAGUUUCUGCAUCUUUUAUCUUGAGGUCUGUUAUGGUAGAAAACUUUACAUUCAUGUAGGUAAUGAGACUGGUUCUUCUCUCCAAGAUGCUGCCUUUGAAAAAAACAUGAGCCAUUCUAAGCUUCGAGGAGAGUUCAGGGUACAGAGGAGUUGGUGGACAGCCCUCCCGACGCAGGUUAAGAAAGCAGUCUGAGCCUUCGCCUUCCACAGCUCAGCAAGCAUGGACAUAUGCCACUCCUGUCUCCAGAGAGCUGGUGGCAGUGACAUCACCAUGAGAAAAAGCAGCCCUCAGCUCCGGGGCUCGACAGAAUGAAGUGUGCUGGGGAAGCUGCUACCCGGGACUUGGCCGACGUUGACUGCCCCUCUGUCACCCGGGCGGACCCUGACCACUGAGCCGACGAUGGCUGAGAAGGGUGACUGCAUUGCCAGUGUCUAUGGGUAUGACCUUGGUGGGCGCUUUGUUGACUUCCAGCCCCUGGGCUUUGGCGUCAAUGGGCUGGUGCUGUCGGCCGUGGACAGCAGGGCCUGCCGGAAGGUGGCCGUGAAGAAGAUCGCCCUGAGCGACGCCCGCAGCAUGAAGCACGCGCUCCGGGAGAUCAAGAUCAUCCGGCGUCUGGACCAUGACAACAUCGUGAAGGUGUACGAGGUGCUGGGACCCCAGGGCACUGACCUGCAGGGCGAGCUGCUCAAGUUCAGCGUGGCCUACAUCGUCCAGGAGUACAUGGAGACCGACCUGGCGCGCCUGCUGGAGCAGGGCACGCUCACCGAGGAGCACGCAAAGCUCUUCAUGUACCAGCUGCUCCGAGGGCUCAAGUACAUCCACUCCGCCAAUGUGCUGCACAGGGACCUGAAGCCCGCCAACAUCUUCAUCAGCACAGAGGACCUCGUGCUCAAGAUCGGGGAUUUCGGGUUGGCGAGGAUCGUGGACCAGCAUUAUUCACACAAGGGUUAUCUGUCGGAAGGGUUGGUAACUAAGUGGUACCGCUCGCCGCGUCUGCUGCUGUCUCCGAACAACUACACCAAAGCCAUCGACAUGUGGGCCGCCGGCUGCAUCCUGGCCGAGAUGCUCACGGGGAGAAUGCUCUUCGCUGGGGCUCACGAGCUGGAGCAGAUGCAGCUCAUCCUGGAGACCAUCCCCGUGAUCCGGGAGGAGGACAAGGAGGAGCUGCUCCGGGUGAUGCCUUCGUUCGUCAGCGGCAGCUGGGAGGUGAAGAGGCCGCUGCGCCAUCUGCUCCCCGAAGUGAACGGCGAAGCCAUCGACUUUCUAGAGAAGAUCCUGACCUUUAACCCCAUGGAUCGCCUAACAGCAGAGAUGGGGCUGCAGCACCCCUACAUGAGCCCAUACUCGUGCCCCGAGGAUGAGCCCACCUCACAGCACCCCUUCCGCAUUGAAGAUGAGAUCGAUGACAUCCUGCUGAUGGCCGCCAACCAGAGCCAGCUCUCCAUCUGGGACAGGUACCCUGUGAGCCUGUCGUCGGACCUGGAGUGGAGGCCAGACCGGUGUCAGGACACGAGCGAGGUGCAGCGCGACCCGCGCGCCGGCUCGACGCCGCUGGCGGAGGACGUGCAGGUGGACCCGCGCAAGGACUCGCAGAGCAGCUCGGAGCGCUUCCUGGAGCGCUCGCACUCGUCCAUGGAGCGCGCCUUCGAGGCCGACUACGGGCGCUCCUGCGACUACAAGGUGGGCUCGCCUUCCUACCUGGACAAGCUGCUGUGGCGCGACAGCAAGCCGCACCACUACUCGGAACCCAAGCUCAUCCUGGACCUGUCGCACUGGAAGCAGGCGGCCGGGGCACCCCCGAGCACCGCUGUGGCCGCGGACGCUAGGCCGCGCGAGGACGAGCCGGCCAGCCUCUUCCUGGAGAUCGCGCAGUGGGUCAAGAGCACGCAGGGCGGCCCCGAGCGCACCAGUCCGCCCCCCGACAGCCCCGAGCGCCGCCUGUCCGCCUCUCCGCCCGGCCGUCCGGCCCCCAUCGACGGGGGCGCCAGCCCCCAGUUCGACCUGGACGUGUUCAUCUCCCGCGCCCUGAAGCUCUGCACCAAGCCCGAGGACCUGCCGGACAAUAAACUGGGGGACCUCAACGGUGCGUGCAUCCCCGAACACCCUGGCGAUCUCGUGCAGACCGAGGCCUUCUCCAAAGAAAGGUGGUGAGGGAGAGGGGGAGCUCCAGCCACCCCCCCCAACCCAGCGGAGGCCACCCGGAAAAGCCAGGCCCGGCAGGAAGGGGCUGGCCUCCCCGGCACCUCCACCGCCCCUUCCACCCCUCUCUGCUGCCUUGGGGUUAGCAAAACACAGGAAGGAUCCGAGGAGGGAGAGGAAUGUCCAUUUCUUAAACUGCCUUAAUAACUAGCCUUUAACCUCUGGGAGCAGGUUUGAACAGGAACCUAGUUUGAGGGUUGAUCAUUUUCCCAGCGAAAAGGGUCCCUUGCGCUUUAUAGGUGGCGGUGUGGCGGGGAGUGAAGUGUCUUAGACAGCAGUCUGUAAGCCCUACCGCCAGGCCGGCUGCGGAGGAAUCUUGCUGGCAUAGUGUUGAAAUCAUCUGGCGGAACUAGCCUCGCUGACAGAGGAAGGACAGUGAGGCCGGGAGAAGCCAAGUGAUGUGCUUACCCUCAGGGCAAGCCUGGAAGCCCAGUCUCCUAGGCCAGUGUCUGUCCACGCUAAACUGUCUUCCUCCGCUGGGGUCACUGUGGCUUUCCAAUCAGACAACUCGGUCCAAGAUGUUUCUUCCCUGCCCAUCAGCAUGUGACCUACUCUUUUAUUCAGAGCAAUGUUUCUUAUAUUCCAAAAUGGGAAACUGAGCCAGUUUUACUCUACUGACCAACCAGAUAUUCUCUGGUCCCUCAAGUACGUCAGUAGUUCCACCUUCCACGCCCCUGUAUGUGCCGCACCCCUGUGUGGUCUGUCAGCCUCGGUUCAGAUCAGACCAGUCUGGGGUCUGUGGGUACAAGAACCCAUCUUUCAGGCCUGGGCACACACCUCCUCCAGAACUCCCUAUGCACUUUGCUGACACAUGAGCAGGUGUAAGGUCACGGCCCCAGUUCCCCAGGGGAUGUCCUACACGGGUGACUUUGAAGACAGCAGUUCCAGUAAUGCCGCCAGACCAACACCCAGCCACAUACACGGAGCCCACCCACAGACACAUACAGAACUCCUCUCCUAGCCUACCUCGGGAACUAUUGUUCUUGGCACGCAUUGCUCAUUUGGAGUAAACCAGGCCGUGAGGUGCCCGCCAUAGAGCAGAUGUGUUAGGAGAGAAGAUUUCACACGGGACCUGUCAUGCUUCAUGAAUACUGACCUUGAUUUUUUGAUCACCCAUUGAGCCCUGGCAAAGAGCGGUCCCUAAAGAAAUGCAUGGAAAGCAAGUGGCCUUGGGGGCGAGGAAUCCAGCAAGGUAGGAAGAUGGGAAAGGCAGGGUGCCAACAGCGAAAGUCCUCAGGGGUCAGGCACCAGCGUAGAGACCCCAAGACACAAGAAGGGCUUCCAAGCAGCCGUGCCCCUCAUAGCUUCAGGGUGAGUUUGGAGCAUGCGUACCGGAGAUGUUCCGGCAUACAGAGCCUGGGGUGAUGGGAGCCCUCUGCGGAAGCGUAGUCCACCCCCUGGAAUGCUUUACCAUUCCCGCCACUGGUAUUCCACUCCCCCCAGAACCCCCAAAGAUACCCAUGGGAGGUCUAGCCGGUUUGUAAGCAGAGGACUCCCCAGCAUUGGCCUUGGGCUGUGUUCACCCUGACCUUGACAGCACCUUAAACCUGUCAGCUAACUAAGAGUUGUACAUUGAAACCUGCAACAUGUUAGAAACCUAUAUUUAAAAACAAUUAAUCACACUGACCAUAAUUUUUAAUGGAAAAUGUGUAAAUAUGAAGUGUUUGGGGUUUUUUUUCUUUUUUCUUUUCUUUUCCUUUUUCUUUUUUUAAGAAAAGGAAGUCUACACCGCUCCUCAUGUGCCAUUUGUCCUCAGAGGGCGGCUUUACGUUUUUGGUAAAGGAACAAGCUGCUGACCUUGACCAGGAGUUCAUAUAUAAUUGUUAUUAUAGAGGAAUUGUUACAACUACUCAUGUUUUAAAAAGAUCUAUUAAACUUGAUCAGGACGGGCCAAAUAAAGUUUUAUUGGAA
Molecule: messenger RNA, 4878 nt
Organism: Ailuropoda melanoleuca (giant panda)
Lineage: Eukaryota; Metazoa; Chordata; Mammalia; Carnivora; Ursidae
Gene: MAPK4
Product: mitogen-activated protein kinase 4
Exons: 6
Coding region: 1168-2919 (583 amino acids)
Biological process (GO): protein phosphorylation
Molecular function (GO): ATP binding; MAP kinase activity
Source: RefSeq, a predicted model, not a curated record